AUGAAUUGGAGGAAAACAAAAGUGUUCAAAAGUUUUACAAUUUAAGGAGCUCUCAUAGAAUCAUUGUACGAUGGCUCAUCUAAGUAACUAGUAUUAUACGAUACUCAAAAUAUCAAAAUAUAUGGUGUAGGAGAUUCUGAAAUUAAAUUUUAUGACAAAAUUUAACUUUUCACCCAAAUAAAGAAAAUUGUGUGUUUAUCUUCAUUCAACCACAAAUAUCUUGUUGUUUAAAAUGCUUAAGGCUAAAUUUCAGCAAUUUCUGUCUAAUAUCCAUAUGAUCAUAAAUUAGUUGUUCUACCUGAACACUUCACUUCUGAUUCAUCAUUAUUAACAUCAUAAAAUAGAUCAUGCAUUAUUGUGCAAUUUCAAAAUGAAAUAUUAAUUUUUGAGUUAAAUUAAAAAUAAGAAUUUGUGUCUCAUUCACUUAGUAUUAAAAAUUAAGAAGUAAAAUAAAUUGACGCAAGUUUAGAUGACACUCUCCACAUUAUGUGUUAAUAAUAUGAAUAGCUUAAAGAAAAUUAGAUGAUUGCUAAUAUAGAGAGUACAAUCUUUUAUUGCAAAAUGCAUUAUAAGGAAAAAGGAUUGUAAAAUUAUAAAUUUAAAUUUAUUAUACUACAAAUAAUUGCUUUAGAAAUGGAGGAUAUACUAGCUUUGACAUAAAAUGAGAUACUUUGUUUAAAAAAUGGUAAAACUCAUUUAGCUAUACCUGCUUAAGUAAAUAGUUUCACUACUUUUAUGAAAUUAAAUUAAGUAAAUAACCAAUUGUUUUUGUGCAAUCCAGCCAUCAUUGAGAUAAUUGAAAUCAGAUUUGAUGAUUUUAAUUAAAUAAUGAAUAUGGUAAGACUCUAAACUGUUUACAUAUCAUUAAUUGAUAUUGUGAUUGCAGAUAAUUUGGUAUGGAUUCAAACAGAAACAUCUGGAACUCUUAAUCAAAUGAAUACUAUUAGAAUACCUUCAAUUUCAGAUCUUGAUCCUUCGGCUAUUAAAAAGGUAAAACUAGAAGAUAAUGAUUAAUUAUUCAAAGCAUUGGGAGUAUUUUAGACAUUUAAUAAAAUUUUCAAUUUUACUGUUGUAGGUAAUUCACUUUACAUUUUAUCUGGAAAUGCAGCAUCUUCAUAAAUUUAUAAAUUAUAGCAUGAACUCACUCCAGCAAUUACUACGGUUUCAUUAAAAAUUAAAACUGGAAUAAAUGAAUAAAAAUUUCCUUUAUUUUUUGAAAAUCACAUAGGAUUUAUAAGUGAAUAGAAAUAAUUAACAUUUUCAAAGAUUUUAAAAGAUGGAAAUUUUUAAUUAGUUGACAAUAUUUAGAUACCCGAAUUUUAGGAUGUAUUUUCUAAUGGUACAAUUAAUGCUAAUUGCUUUUAUGUUUAAUUUGAUACUUAUUUAUGGUUUAUCUAAACAAAUCCACUCUGUUAAUUCUCUAGACAAUAUGAUAUUCGUUAAGUGAAAUAAUUAAUGAAUUAUUUUGUAGGAUUUGAUGAAUAAAAAAGUCUUAUUGUAACUUAUCUAAAUGAUAAAUCUUUAAUUAGUCAAAAAAUAAAUUCAAAUUAAAUUGUAUCAUUUGAUUUGGCAUAAUAAGAAAAUGAUAUACUUAUUCUCUUGAUUGAAAUAGGAAAAUUAUAAAUAUUUUCAGUAAAAUUUAUUUAACAAUAAAUAUAAAUUCAACUCUAAUUUAUAACAAAUGAAUUUAUGGGUAAUUUAUGUGCUAUUUCAAAUACUCCAGAAUUAUAUUUUGGAUAAAAUGCUUGUUUUACUUGUCCUUCUGUUGCUAUAAAAUGUUAAUCAAUAGAAAAUGAAGAUAUUAUAAAUUCAUAUUUAGUGAAUUUUAAUAAAAAUAAAGGUAUGGGAAUAGUAUUUAUAACAUCAUCUGGAAAGGUUUCAAUUUAUUCUCAAAUAAGAAAUAAUUCAAAUUAGAUUAAAAUAUUUAAGUUAAUAUUUUCUUAUCAAUCGAAUAAUGUAUCAUUAAAAUCUUAAAAAUUUCAUUAUGUUGGUUCAUCAAAUUUUUAGUAGUACAUAUUUCCAGGAUUAAACUUAACAUUAUCAGAAAGUUUAGGUGAGAUCUUAAUCCAUUUUAUCAAAUAAGAAGAUCAAUAUGAUUAAGUUCUAUUGGUCUAGUAAAGUAAUAAAAAUAUUUAUAAUAUAGAUGCUAUAAUAAUGGGAAAAUCAGGUAGUUGUUACAAUUUUCCUUAGUUAUAGAGAAGUAAUCUUCCUUGUAACAAUAUAAUAAUAAAUCCUGUAUUAAAAGAUAGAAGUACAGCAGUUAUGAUGCAUAGUUUUAGUGUAAUUAAAUUGAAUAAUUUUUGAUAGUUUCAUUCAAAUGAAUAUUUGUUAGUGAUUAAUAAGGCUUAAAAUAGAAGAACAAAUUAGAAUUAACUCAAGAACGAAGUGUUUGUUUAUAGAUCAGAUAAUUUGAACGAUCCAUUUGCUUAAUAUGAUUAAUUAGAUAAUGAAGAAAUCAUAAAGGCAUAAUUUCUUUAGGGAAUGGAUCUAAUUUUAAUAAUGACAUUGGUGAAUUCACAAUUAACAAGAGAUUAUCCAAAUACUAAAUUACAUAUAUUAAAAUUGGAUUAAUAUUAAAAGAUUACAGAAUAACAAUAAUCCAGAUUAUUUAAAGAAGCUGUUCCAUGUGAUUUUGUAGUGAUGCCACCUAAAUUAGCACUUGUUUUUAUGUAAGAUUAAUUAAAAUAUAUUGAUUUACAUGUUGGUUAAAGUGCAAUAGGAUUUUAAUUAACUCCAGAUUCUUUAAGAGGAGAAAUUGUACAAAUUUAAAUUGAGGCUGUAUCUGUUGUUGAUAGAUGGAUUGCAGUAUUAAAUGGAGGUUUUAAAGUUGUAAUUUGUAAAUUUGAAGAAGACAAUUCUUAACCAAAAGUAGAUUGGUCAACUGAAUUUGGUGUUUAAAGAGUAGUAGAUAUCUAAUUGUUAAAAAAUGAAUAUUAAAAACCUUUACUUGUGCUUUUAGAUUAAGAAAAUACUAUAUAAAUAUAUUCAAUAACAUAUAAAGUAUAAAUAUAAUUAAAAUAGACUAAAAUUAAAAAAAUAGCUGAUUGUUAGAUCAUGAAUCCAUGUAGAAUGUUGAGUAUAACAAAUAGUAAUAUCAAUAAAUAUUGAUAGAAUUAAUAAUCUCCUCUUUAGAUGGGAGUAUGACAAUGUUUGAUUAAAUAGACGAUGAAUCCUAGGCUAAUAAAUUCAAAACUCUUGUUUCAGAUUUACCCUAUAUAGGUGGAUUUUAACCUAGUAAUUUCUUAUGUAUCAAUAUGAAUUAUAUAUUUAGAUGCCAAAUCAACAAAUGGAAAAGGGAGUGUUUGGGAUUUUGAAUUAAAUGAUUUAUUCAAUUAAUUAUCAUUUGGAAUCUAGAGAGUAGUAAAGAGUAGAUAUAUGUAUAACCCUUUUGAAUGA
Paramecium sonneborni is the source of this 3396-nucleotide messenger RNA. NCBI's taxonomy places the organism in Eukaryota, Ciliophora, Oligohymenophorea, Peniculida, Parameciidae. The record is from the annotation of a GenBank genome assembly.